Messenger RNA from Chilo suppressalis (striped riceborer), 7692 nucleotides. Lineage: Eukaryota; Metazoa; Arthropoda; Insecta; Lepidoptera; Crambidae. The record is from the annotation of a GenBank genome assembly.
CAAUUAUGUACGAAGUUGUCAGUUGCGCCUUGACUGUCACAUAAGGUGGUCGUGCAGGCCCCACGCGGUGUGCUAACAGUGCCUAGAGGGUUGUGAGAUGAAGUGGCUCGUAGUUACAGGUCUGUUGGCGACCCUGCUCAGCUACGGAGGAGGCAGUGCUAUAAGAUGCACACCAGGCAAGGAUGCGUCGUGUUCUGUCGAAAGUGAAAAAGAAGUGCCGCCACCGCCUGUGGUGAGUCCUGUAAAUCAGGAGCCUGCAGGCAAAGAGCCUGUACGCCAGCAGCUUGCAGCCCAAGAUUUAGCUGCCCCGCAGCUCACAGUCCAAGAGUCAUCAGCACCGCCGCCCUUAGCUCAAGAGACAGCAAGUCAGCAGCCCACGUCCCAAGAGUCUGCAGCUAACCAGGUGGAAUGCCUCGCUGGCAGCGAGUGGUUCAGCAACUGUCACUACUGCCGCUGCUCCGAUUCCGGCAUCGCCGAGUGUCUCAGAGAGGAAACGUGCGACGACGGAGUCUUCGUGCCGCCACAGUCGGAGGUGAAUCCUGUGAAUCAAGAGCCUGCAGGCAAAGAGUCAGUAAGCCAGCAGCUUGCAGCCCAAAGUUUAGCCGCCCCGCAGCUCACAGUCCAAGAGUCGUCAGCUCCGCAGCCCAUAGCUCAAGAGUCAGCAAGUCAGCAGCUCACAGCUCAAGAGUCAGCAAGUCAGCAGCCCACGUCCCAAGAGUCUGCAGCUAACCAGGUGGAAUGCCUCGCUGGCAGCGAGUGGUUCAGCAACUGCCACUACUGCCGCUGCUCCGAUUCCGGUAUCGCCGAGUGUCUCAGAGAGGAAACGUGCGAUGACGGUGUCUUCGAGGAACCCCUACAAUGCAAGCCUAAUACGACUUUCGUUCGGGACUGCAACACCUGCGUCUGUCUCGAGAACGGCCUGGCGCUCUGCACAAUCGAGUUCUGCCGGAGAUCUGGCAGUGAUGUUUCAGUUUCAAAAAUACCUGUGGUGCCCUUCGGCGUAGAAUGUGCUCCUGGGACAAUGUGGAAACCGUUCAGCUGCGGUUACUGUUGGUGUUCCGACAUUGGUUAUAAACAAUGCUUCUACCACGAUUGCCACGAAAAAGCCAAAGAGACUGACAUGAGCUGUGCACCAAACACUACGUGGAAUGAUGGCUGCAAUACCUGCACGUGCUUGUCUAAUGGCCGCAAACUUUGCACAUCGCUAUUUUGUAAGGAUCACAAAGUGCCAUCAAAACCCGAGGUGCAUCAGAGGCCCAUUGGAGUAGAAUGUGCUCCUGGAACAACCUGGAAGAGCGGUUGCAGUGAAUGUCGGUGCUCCGAUAUAGGCUAUAGCCAAUGCGACCACGUCGUGUGUGAACAAAAAGUUAAAGAGCCUGAAAGGCGCUGUGCACCAGACACUACAUGGUUUGAUGGCUGCAACACUUGCUGGUGCUUUUCUUCGGGCCACUCCAUGUGUACCCAGAUGGCUUGUUUUUAUAAGAAUGGAACUGAAAUCGAUAUUUCUUCUCAAUUAAAAACAGCCGACAAAGAUAGAAAUUUUAACGCAAUGGUGAAGAAAUCAUCAAAAAACAGUACCAAGGAAGUGGUAUGUGUUGCCAACCGUAUGUUCAUCAAAGACUGCAACACAUGUUGGUGUAAUGAUGAUGGGACAGGCUACUUUUGUACAAGAAAAGUUUGUGUCCCCGAACUACCAGACGAAUCGAGCACUGAGGAAGAAAAACCCGAGCAGGAACUUCGAAUAAUUCACAAAGAUUGUCGACCGGAUGAAGUAUUUGAAUUAGAAUGUAAUAUGUGCCGUUGUAAUCCAGAUGGAAAGUCGUUUUCUUGUACAAGACGAGCUUGUAUCGAACAAGAAGAUGCCAAGAAUAUGACUAUGCUGGCCAGACGCGUGAGAGCUACUCCUCAGGAAGCGCCUAAAGCUUGCCAACCGGGCCAAGAGUUCCGGUUGGACUGCAACAAGUGUCUGUGCGACAACGAAGGCCAGGAUUUCUCUUGUACUCGGAUUGACUGCAACGCCCUCAACAACAACAACAACGGCGGGGGCAGGAGUAAGAGAGGAGCAAGCGAUUUGGACAAAAUCUCAUCAGAGUGCACACCAGGCUCCGUUUUCGAGAAAGAAUGCAACACGUGCCGAUGUACGACAGACGGUCACCACGCCAUGUGCACAAACAAACGCUGCACGACUGAAGUUAAGCAGACCACGGACAAUGAUGUCCACAGUACCGAGGCGGACCCUGGAUUCCGCUGCGACCCAGGCGAGCAGUUCAAAAAGGACUGCAAAGACUGCACCUGCUCCGCUGACGGCAAGAGUUACUUCUGCACACUCCACCUUUGUGACGAAUUCAUCGCUCCUGGCGUGAUACAGCAGCCGGUGGCAGCCUGGUUGAGUCCCAAUAAGGUUCCCAAGCCACUAUCGCUGGCGAGGAGGACACAUCCAGGAGUUUUAGUGGCUACCUUCGAAAGACUUUACAGAUUAGGGGGACAUGCAUUAGAACAUGCAUUAGGGGGACCAAACCACUACAUUAGAUUUGAUAGACCACAGAUCCUUGCAGCUGAGCGGCGGUUCGUUCCUCGAAUGAUGCGCGAGGCUAUUGAGAUUAAAAAAUAUCCAACUUUCAAUAGGGAAGAUGUAAAGAUUCAGAAGAAAUGCGUCCCCACCACUGUGGUAAGGGGACCCUGCCACGCGUGCGUGUGCGACGUCGAAGGAGUAUACCAGUGUAAGGAGCAAAGCUGCACCCAGGAUGCGCACAAAUAUGACUCCAACACCAGCACCAAGAGGAUGGAAUGUGUACCAAAUUUAAUGUUCAGAGAAAAUAAUUUGAUUUGCACAUGCACACACAAAGGAUUUUGGAAAGCGAAAGAGUGUCGCAAAAUAUUCAACCACAUACGCGAAGAAAAGAAAUUCACAGUAUCAUUAAACAAAAUCGACAGAACUUGCAAGUCCAACUCUCUAUACCUGAUAGGCUGCAACAUUUGUAGAUGCAGUAAAAGAGGCCUGAUAGAAGCAGUCUCUUGCACAAGUAGACCUUGCACCAAAGGACACAAAGUCAAACCUUGUUCCUUCGGCGAUAUUCUUAGGACCAAAGACGAGUUGUGUAGUUGUAGUAACAUAAACGUUUACACCGAUCGCCUCUGUUUAAAAGUUGACGAUAGAAAGAAGCAGAUAAUAAGUGAAACUGCUUUGGAAUCAAUCAUAUCUGUAGGCGAUGCUUCGUCCAGAAUUCAGGACAUUUAUGACAAGAAAUGUAUACCAAAGACAGUACUGAAUAUAGAUUGCAACAGGUGUGUGUGCACUGAGAAGAAGACUUUGGCGUGCACAGAAAGAGGUUGCGUCAAUCCGUCGAAAGCCAUCAUGAGACUCAAAGAAUCGUAUUCAAAAUUUUUUAGCCUGCCAGUUCUGAAAAGUGAAGAUGACAAAUGUACUCCAGGGCAGAAGUAUCGUUUUGAUUGUAACACGUGCACUUGUUCCUCGGACGCAGUGCCGAUUUGUACAACAAUGUUCUGUUUGAAAGAUUAUAACCGAAGACAUCCUAUAAGGGAAUCCGCUGAUUUUUCAUGAAUACGAUAAAUUAAAGUUUUCUUUAUUUUUAUGAAUGAAUUGAGUGAAACAAUGAUAUCUGCAGGAAGGUUCAUCAAAGAAAUAAUUUUACAUAUUUAUCUCUUAUUUCGAUUUUCUUUUUUAUAUUAUGGUAAUCAAAUGACUCUACCCCACUUGAAGUUGAUGUUAAGUGGUGCUAAAGUCCAGAUGCGAAGAUGAUGACUGGGGCCAGCAGUUAUGAACUGCCACAACAACCAUCCUCACGUUGCUGGCCUGCACAAAUGCUUCAACAUGCUUGUUUAAAGGUUUCCGGCUUGUAUGAAGGAGGGAAUACUAGUGCGGAUAAAGAAUUUAAAACACUGGCCAACCGCGAGUCUAGCCUCGCUCUAAAAUCUAAAUCAGUUUUUUUAAACGAAGGCAACAUUGCUUCUUACAACGAACUUACAAAUUUAUCAUAUACCAAAACUUCACUUUCCUAACUAGUUACGAUUUUGAGAUAGACCUAAUAAAAAUAGUCUAAAAAUGUUAACGUUGACUGGCCGUCCAUUUCUUUGUUAUUGUAAAUAAAAAAAUAUAUUUCUAUAGAAAUAUGGUUGGUUACUAAAACUUAUAGGAAAGGCAAAGAAUUUCAGUUACUAAUUCAUUAAGGCAGAUUUUUCUAAAGCUCAAUGAACACAAAAAUAAUUUGCAAAACUUAUGGAAUUGAAUAACUAUUUAUGAAUGUUUACUUAAAUAAUAAACACCUAGUUUAUUCAUAUAAAAAUUAAAUUUAAACAGUAUAAACCAACUAUACUUAUAUAAUUAAAAAAUACUAUUGACUGUUUCAUAUGUUUUUUUUUGAGUGUGUAUUCUGUUGGUCGCAGAUGACCUUUACAGCCUCACCGGGUUUGGGGACGGCGAGAUCCUAAGGAGAUCUCAAGGCGAGAAUUGGCAAUUGCCUCUUGAGGUAUACUUGAGGAGACCACUUGAACCUGAGGGGGUCGGCUCAACUAGAGGGCAUCUCUGAGACUCGGACCUCAGCUCUAGUUAGCCGUUGUCGUGGGGAGGCUUCAUUUGUGUAUCACUGGCACCUUUGUAUUGCGGUUAACAUUUAAAGAGAUUUUCUCAACUCUCUGAUUACAUUACAUACAAUUGAUGAUUGGAAAGCAAACUUUUGGAAAGUACUGAAAGCGUUGACUAAUGUCAUUUCUAUAAUUUCAGUUAACACUCCAGUGUCAAGUGACGAUAUUACUGAAAUAAAAGACGGACAGAGCUGUGUGCCAGGCAAGGUGUAUAAACUGGAAUGCAACACUUGCGAAUGUGGUUCUAACAACGAGCUCAUCUGUACUAAAGUGGCUUGCCUCAAGAACAGAGCUAUUACAAAAUUGGCAGGAAAUCUAAAAUCAAGGAAAGCCAUCAAUGCGGGAGAUGUCGGAAAAUCUGUGCAACUACCAACAUUGCCGAAAAAUAAAAAAUGCACACCGGGAAAAGUGUACCAAGACGGUUGCGAUACAUGCGUAUGUAAUAGUGAACAGGUACCCAUGUGUGCCAAGAAAGGAUGCAGAUCAAAACUUUCAGUGUUAAAAAAUUCAUCAAUGUUGAAGCUAUCAGACGUGCGACCCGAAGUGACUGAAGAUGAGGCCAAGAAACUAACCAAACUACCGAACUUCGCCUCCCGUUGCGAACCAGGAAAGACGUUCCGCGUGGACUGCAACUAUUGCGUGUGCCUGUAUAACCGCAUCUUGGUCUGCGACACGACACUGUGUCUCAGUGUCGAAGACAUGAAUAGAAUCCAGGCGAAAAAGAGCUCAGGAAAGCCAUGCAAAAAUGAUAAUGAUAUAAAGAAAAGCACUUGUGUCAAAUGUUCUUGCGUUAAAGCUAAAAGUGAAUGUAAGCCCGUGAGCGACUGCAUACCAGAAAGCAUAAUUGAGAGUAGAAGAAUACACGGGAAGCUGGACAAGCAUAACCCAAGCGUCGCACUGCACUUGGAGAAGAAAGAGACUUGUAUCCCCGGAGCUGUUUACAAGGACAAAUGCAAUAUGUGUUAUUGUCAAGAGAACAAAUCACUGAGAUGUACGCAGAAGUCUUGUCUCAAUUACGUAGAGGCUGUAAAGCUCCAAAAACAUAGAUUGUAUUUAGAGAAGAAUGGACUUUAGUGCAUCGCAAUUAAAGAUCAUUCUCGAUCCGACAAAACAAUGGAAAAUUUCUGAUCUGCAACGGAUAUCAAUUAGAUGAAAUCACAAUAUGAAUCAAUUUAUUAUUUCGAUGACGUCAACCAAAGAUGUCAAUUGUUAAUUCUAAGGCCAAAUACCCAAAUUAUCUCAAAUGUUAUGGAAUACAAUCAACUUAUUGAUAUUUGAAUUUUGAAAACAGCUUUUGCAAAUUUAGAAUUAUGUAUAAAGAAUUUAACUGACAAUACGCAAAACUGCACUUUGAAACUGCAUUUCGCAUUUUUUAGUUAUUACUUAUUUACCACAGCAAUUUUUAUCCAUAAGAUUUUUUUUGUACAUAUUUAUAGACCAACAUUUUGUUUGACGCUAGAUAAGAGAGAACGCGAGUUGAGAGACAUUUGAGAAAUAGGUAUUUGAAAAAACUAUAACUGUCGCGCAUUGGUCAAUACUAUGUGAUAGGGACAACAGUAGAUAACGCUGAAAAUUGCGUAUAAAAAUUGCAAAGGUCGAGGUUUGGUUCUCGACAAUUUCCUCCUCGAAAAUAAGAUAUCGCACGUCACAAACAAAAGGGUAUUUAUUAUCUUCAAAAACAGUGUUUUGAGAUAUCGCGUUUUGAAGUUUUAAAAAAUCAUAGAAUCGGAACUACUUGUUCAAAUGUUUAAAAUGAUACCUUGAUUUAAACGUACAUUACUAGUAGUACUUUCUUUGUGUUGAGUAAGUUUAGUUAGUAUCAAUAGUAGUUUUUAUUUUAAAAAGGACUUUUAUGUGACUGGGUAAAGAAAAUACCCUAUAAGCAGUUCAAAUGGCUCACGUUAAAAUUAAAACUAGUAUCAUUUUAAAAUAAUUUCGCUGAAAAUAACAUAUUAAAUAAAAUCGAACAGGCCAGAGGGUAUUAUUUUAAAUAAAACUUCAAACUUGUAUUAAUCCGAACGGGCAAUAGGAUAUUAACUUAACAUAAUACUGUUUACAAUACUCACAAUCAUAAAUUUUGCCUAUAUAUUGACGACAUGUGUUGCUAUAAUUCAAAAACUAUUUCGAAUUAAAAUACAAUUAUCUUACCAGUUUAUAGAGAAAAAAAUGUAGUUUACGAAACGCAAAUAAAAAAAUGGUUUUGCCGACUUAAUACCCUAUUGUUUCUGACGUGCGAUAUGUGUAAAAGAAAUUUUACCCAUAGAAUAAUAAGUAGUUGUACUAGGCCUCUAUGUUUUGUUUUUUCGUAAAUGCUUUUUCAACCUCCACACUAGACGUCUUUAUUAAGACAAAAAUUUUUGGAAUUUUUGAGUGCUUCUAGUUUCUUUGAAAAUCAAGUUAUUAAAUAAAGGAAGUCAUAGGAGCAUAUAAUGAGUGAAAUUAUAUUUUAUGUAUGAAAAUCCUUUCUUUAAUGUUACAAAUCAAGGAGGAAUCAAUCGAAAACGUUUGUAUGGAAAAAUCAUUGCCAGCCUCCCAUCUCAACCAAACGAUAAAACAACUUUGAUUAAUAUUUAUAGCGUCAACAUGAAAGAUAUAUAAUAAUUUUACAGUUCAUUUAAAAGGUAUCCGAAGAUAAAGCGACGUGUCAUGGACUCUGAUUUUAGUAGAUAAUUAGAUUAUUAUAUAUGAAGUUAAUGCUGUAAAUGUUCAGCAUAUACAUACAGGGUGUUUCAAAAAUACAAAUAAAGCUUGAAGGGCGUUAAAGUACAUCAUAUAAGGAGUCUUCUCUAAUUUUCUUAAAAUAUUUGCAUGAAGUUUUAACUUUUUAUAAAAACAGUUAUUUAUAAUGAUUAAUAAAAAUAUCGAUCAUUUUAAGACACAUCACUAGUUCGAGGAUCAUUAAAAAUAACUGCUUUUAUAAAAAGUUAGAACUUUACACAAAUAUUUUAAGAAAAUUAGAAAAGACUCCUUAUAUGAUGAACUUCAACGCCCUUCAGGCUUUAUUUGUAUUUUUGUAACACCCUGUAUAGCAAAAAAAGCAUCUCGAUAUUAAACUGCUCUGUCGAAUGAAUAUCUGUGUUUUAUUUUUUA